Gaeumannomyces tritici R3-111a-1 is the source of this 1457-nucleotide messenger RNA. RefSeq names its product vacuolar ATP synthase proteolipid subunit. The record is from RefSeq and is a predicted model, not a curated record. Lineage: Eukaryota; Fungi; Ascomycota; Sordariomycetes; Magnaporthales; Magnaporthaceae. Gene Ontology annotation, cellular component: proton-transporting V-type ATPase, V0 domain. Gene Ontology annotation, biological process: proton transmembrane transport. Bases 165 to 770 code for a protein of 201 amino acids. Gene Ontology annotation, molecular function: proton-transporting ATPase activity, rotational mechanism. The transcript has 5 exons.
AGCUGCAAGCUGAUGAAAUGCAGGUGGCCCCUGCAUCCGCCAUUGUCCAGGCGGCCUGAAGCCGCUACCGAGAGCGACCCUCUCGAACCCCGAGCUGUUGCCAUGACGGCUUCAUCCUCCGCCAACGACAACGAAAUCUAAACACACACAGCACAGCCGACGCGAUGAGCUUACUAUACGGACUUGGGGGAACGGGAUCCGCGCUGGCCGUGGUUGGGGCUUACAUGCUCUUCACCGGCAGUGGGGAAUCCUUCGAUGUCGGCGCUUUCAUCGAGGAUAUUUCGCCCUACGCGUGGGCUAGUAUGGGCAUCUCGCUCUGCAUCGGGCUUUCUGCCGUGGGGGCGGCUUGGGGAAUUUUCAUCACCGGAUCAUCUAUCCUGGGAGGUGGUGUCAAAGCGCCUCGUAUCCGGACCAAGAAUCUCAUCUCGAUUAUCUUCUGCGAGGUCGUCGCCAUCUACGGCGUCAUCAUGGCCAUCAUCUUCCAGGCCAAGAUCAGCGCUGUCGAACACGCAGACUACUACAGCGGCGCCACAUACUACACCGGAUACGCCUUGUUCUGGUCCGGCCUGACCGUCGGCAUGUGCAACCUGAUUUGCGGCGUCGCUGUCGGCAUCAAUGGCAGUGGGGCCGCUCUUGCAGAUGCCGCAGACCCGACCCUGUUUGUUAAAAUCCUCGUCAUCGAGAUUUUCAGCUCCAUCCUUGGUCUCUUCGGCCUCAUUGUUGGUCUUCUCACGUCGAGCAAAGCGGCAGAAUUUGGAAGCUACGCCUGAAUAUGUGGCCUGUACCAAGCCGCAGUCGUCAUUCUCCAACGAAACGAACAACGUCCUGGAGAUUUCCAAUAGCCAUGCCAGGGAUUCAGCGCACGCAUCUUACACUAGAUAGUGCCAGAUGUCAUGUGCCAUGUAUUAAAACAAGUCAACAGCAUAUACCAUGCACACACGCAGGCGUGCUGGUACGGUGACAAGGGAGCGGGGCAAGGAAGGGGAUGUGUGUGAGUGAGGGAGUGAGUGAGUACUACAUGAAAGGGAGCCGGGCUUACGACAUAAAUGGGUUUCUCGGUUGGCCAAAUCAAGGCCGACAGUAUUGCGCGCAUGCAUUUUAUUUUGCGUACCAUACCAAGUUUCUGUUAUGGACAUCUAUUUUGUUUCGGUUUCCCGGCUUGCCCCUGGUCGCAUAGCUUGCCCUGUGCGGCAUUCGUUCCGUUCCCUGUGGCCACGUCUGAUGGAAGCGAAGCGAUGGAGGAGCAGGCUCCGAGCAUGGUGCCGGAGUUUCCCCCAUGACCGCAGCCUGCAGCUGUAGGUAGUUUAGCUCUCCACCAAUUCCCGCAGCCUUCCAUCCGCGCUUACCGGAUUCUCCUCUGGGAGGAUAACGAGCUGCGACUCUGUCAGCCUGGAUGCAUCCGCAAGAGAAUAUCCGUCAUACCUGAGUGGACCAGACGCACUCAAGAAACGUGGCAC